Lycium barbarum (goji berry) is the source of this 6186-nucleotide messenger RNA. RefSeq lists its product as uncharacterized. Gene Ontology annotation, molecular function: ATP binding; protein kinase activity. Gene Ontology annotation, biological process: protein phosphorylation; recognition of pollen. Bases 339 to 6050 code for a protein of 1903 amino acids. Lineage: Eukaryota; Viridiplantae; Streptophyta; Magnoliopsida; Solanales; Solanaceae. The transcript is spliced from 16 exons. The record is from RefSeq and is a predicted model, not a curated record.
AUGCUAAGUCUGAGAAAUUCGAUAUAAUACCUUUUUAAGUGAUAUAGACAUAGAUAAGCGAUUUUUCUAUUGGAAACAAAAAAAUAUAAUAAAUUUACUUGAAUUUGGAUAAUUGAGUCAUCUGAGUAAUGGUUGGCUGAAAAAAUAACUAAGAAAAAUAAAUGAACCACCAUUGACUUGGUCAACUAGCAAAACGCUGGCAAUGUAAAAACAAAGUCGGAAUGGCAAAAUGUACUGUCAAUGAAGCAUUUUACUAUUAUUAUAGGUUCCCAGUGAAGUGAAAUAGAGCUACCCCUUUUUAUGAAUGUUUUUCAUAUCAUCAAAAUACCAUUAAAAAAAUGCAGUUGGCUCAAGUUGCUGGAAAAGUUUAUCUUAUGCAGUUAAGUAAUUUUCUCUUUGUGUUGUUUGGAGUGUUAGUGAUUUUAUGUCCAUGUGAUGCAAGGAGCACAAUUGAUAGAAGCAGUAAGUUAGUAGACAAUGGUGAAACUCUUGUAUCUACUGGAAAAAAGUUCGAAAUGGGAUUCUUUUCUGAUGAUGGAGACCAUUUAAACAGAUAUGUAGGCAUAUGGUAUUACAAAUUAAGUCCCAGAACCGUUGUAUGGGUUGCUAAUGGGAGUAAUCCGAUUCGAGGAUCAAAAAUAAAGAAUGAGGAUAUUUCCGUCGUCGUUGCUGAAGAUGGUAACCUCAGAGUGUGGAAUUCAAAUAGUAAUUACACUUAUUUCUCCUCAGGACUAGAAAGUGUUGAGAAUCCUAACCGCACAGUAGAGUUGUUGGAUUCAGGGAACUUGGUUUUAGUUGAGGAAUCAGGAGUUAAACGAUGGGAGAGUUUUUUGAAUCCAACUGAUACUUUUCUUCCUGGAAUGACAAUGAAUGAGAAGUUGAAUUUGACUGACUCAAAAAGUGGGAAUUACACAUUUCAAUUAGAUCAAAAUAGCAACAAGAAAUACGUUAUAUUUGAUCAGAUGCAACGCAAAAUUCACUGGAAAGGGUCUGUACCUUUAGAUAAUUCUGUUAAAGGUAAUUCUGUACCCUUCAGAUUCAGUGAGAUGCCUGCUUAUGUCGCCUACUUAUUAAACUUUACAGAGAGUGACAUUCUCAAUAAGACAGCAACAUCAUUCAACAGAAAAUAUACUCCUAUUGAUUUUAAAACUUAUGCCAACCACAGUAUCAACAAUUCUAUUUUCGAAGGUACUAGACUCGUGAUGAACUCCUCCGGGGAAAUACAGUUCUACAGUUGGGAUAAAGAGAUAUGGUCUGCACCAAAAGAUAAAUGCGAUGUGUAUAGAACAUGUGGAAAAUUUGAGAUUUGUAACAACGUCAACCAUGGGGGGUCAGUGUGCAGGUGUUUGCAUGGGUUUAACCACGAUCCUCCAGAGAAUUACGAAGAAGGGGAAGAGGAAUUUUCAGGUGGUUGUUCGAGAACAUCAGUUGGCUCUUGCGAAAGAGACACGUUUGUGGAUUUGACGUCAAUGAAAUUUGGGGAACCGGACGGGUCUAGAGAGAGUAAUACCAGUGAGGACUGCAGGAGACUUUGUCUGGGCAACUGCACGUGCCAAGCAUACACAUAUUCUAAUAAUUCUGGAUGCUGGAUUUGGUGGUCGAAUCUCAAAAAUCUCCAGGAGAACUACGCUGGUGGCUUCAACCUCUCUAUCCGCGUGUCCCAUAUUGAAGUUGCAGUACAAGGACCAUUGAGCACAAAUACGGCACCUUCACGGUAUCAGAGAGCCCUUGUUAUUCCCAUCACGCUAAUUCUUGGAGUUAUAAUUUUGUGCGGUACUUGUUAUAUAAUUUAUCUGAACAGAAGAGCGGCAAGAAGUAAAGAAGCCCAAGAUAUUGUUUUAGGGAAGCCUAUGGAGUACUUGCGUCAUAGAGAUAGUUCGGAUGAAGAUUUAAUCACUGAAGAUGAUAAAAAACGGAUUGAUGUCCCGUUUUUCAGCUUGAAUAGCAUACUAGUUGCUACAGAAAACUUCUCCAAUGCAACUAAGCUUGGGCGAGGUGGAUUUGGACCUGUUUAUGAGGGUAAGUUUCUCGGAGGUACAUAUAUGGCAGUGAAAAGGUUGUCAAGUCAAUCAGGACAAGGUGUUGAAGAAUUUAAAACUGAAGUAAUGUUAAUCGCCAAAUUGCAGCACAGAAAUUUAGUUAGGCUUCUAGGCUAUUGUGUUGAGGCAAAGGAAAAGAUUUUGUUAUAUGAAUAUAUGCCCAACAAAAGCUUGGAUACAUUUCUAUUCGAUCAUGCAUCCUGCCAAUUAUUGGACUGGAGGAUUCGUUUCGAAAUUAUUUUGGGUGUUGCUCGAGGGCUACUUUAUCUUCACCAAGACUCAAGGCUAAGGAUCAUUCAUAGAGAUCUAAAGACAAGCAACAUAUUGUUAGAUGAAGAAAUGAACGCCAAAAUUUCAGAUUUUGGCUUGGCAAGGAUCGUUGAAGGCAAAAAUACAGAAGCUAAUACUAACAAAGUCGUUGGAACUUAUGGUUAUAUGUCACCGGAGUAUGCAUUGGAGGGACUCUUUUCAAUCAAGUCUGAUGUAUUUGCCUUCGGAGUGGUCCUACUCGAAAUCAUAAGUGGGAAGAGAAACAUGGAAUGUUUCGAAGAUGUAAACCUCACUGGUUAUAUAUGGAGACUGUGGAUGAAAGAUAGGGCAUUAGACGUGAUGGAUCAAACCAUUGCUGAGUCGUGCGAUGAAAAAGAAGUGAUAAAGUGCAUGAAUGUGGCACUUCUGUGUGUGCAAGAAGAUCCAGCUGAGCGCCCCACAAUGUCAAAUGUUGUCUUUAUGCUUGGAGGUGAAAGCAUGACACUUCCGAGACCAAAUCAACCAGCUUUUAUCGCACGAAGAAAUAGUGCUGGUGCAAGUACAUCUUCUUCCUCUUCUAAGCUGUACAGCUCUUCCAACAAUGGGUUGACGAUAACUCAACAAGAAGGCCGAUCAGAUUUAUUUCUGUACCUUCUGCUUUGCAUACUCAGUACAUAUUUCGUACUGACCCCCUUCUCCGGGGGCUGCGUUUCGUGCCCGCAGGUACAGACGCACAGCCUGGUGAUCCACCUGUUUAGGACACCCUUUCUGCUAUUCGGAGUGCUCCUCUCUUUCCGGAGCUUAUACUUUUGGAACACCAUCAAUGGAAGCAGUAAGUUAGUUGACAAUGGGGAAACUCUAGUGUCUACUGGAGAGAAGUUUGAAAUGGGAUUCUUUUCUUAUGAUGGAGAUCAGUCAAACAAAUAUGUGGGCAUAUGGUAUUACAAUGUGAGUCCAAGAACUGUUGUAUGGGUUGCUAAUUGGAAAAAUCCGAUUCAAGCUUCAAGAAUUAAGAAUGAGGAUAUUUCCAUCGUCGUUGAAGAUGGUGACUUCAAAGUGUGGAAUUCAAAUAGUAAAGACACUUAUUUCUCCACACAAAUCGGUAGUGCUGAUAACGGGACAGUAGAGUUGUUGGAUACAGGGAACUUGGUUUUAGUUGGUGAAUCAGGAGUCAAACGAUGGGAGAGUUUUCUGUAUCCAACCGAUACUUUUCUUCCUGGAAUGAAAAUGGACGAGCGUUUGAAGUUAACUGAUUCCAGAAGUGGGAACUAUACAUUCCAAUUUGAUCAAUCAAGCAAAAAGAAAUAUGUUAUACUUCAGACGCAAGGCGGGAUUCACUGGAAAGGGUCCGCGGAAUUAGCUACUUCUGGACAUUUCAGUUUCGGUCAGAUGCCUGGUUAUGUCGCUUACAUGUUGUCCAACUUCACUAAGAAUGACACUGUCAAUAAUUCAGUGGAAGCGACGCCAGGAACAUUCAAGUAUUAUAGGCUCCUAAUGAACUCCUCGGGGGAAAUACAAUUCUACGGUUUGGAUAAACAGGUAAGUGGAUGGUCUUUGAUGUGGUCAGCGCCAAAAGAUACAUGCGAUGUCUAUAAGAAAUGCGGGAAGUUUAGCAUUUGUAACAGCAACCAUGAGCCAGUAUGCAAGUGUUUGCCUGGGUUUGAGCCCGACUCUGCAGAAAAUUUAAGAGCUGGAGAAUUUUCAGGUGGUUGUUCCAGGAUGUCAGUUAACUCUUGCAAAGACAAUGUGGAAGCACUCGACACGUUCUUGGAUCUGAAGUCAAUGAAAUUCGGGAGUUCAGACCGGUCAUACAAAAAGAUUAAUACCAAUGAGGACUGCAGGAAAUUUUGUCUAGGCAACUGCACGUGCGAGGCCUAUACUUUUGAUAAUUCUGGAUGCUCGAUUUGGUUCUCUAGUCUCAAGAAUCUCCAGGAGAACUACAAUGGUGGCUUCAACCUCUCUGUCCGUGUCAGCAUUUCCGAAAUUGAAGCAACAAGGAGAAAUUGCAAGCCUUGUGGCAGAAACGUAAUACCAUAUCCAUUAAGCAGUGGACCAUAUUGUGGAGACCCUUUGUAUUAUAGUUUCUCAUGUGAUGAUUUAGCCGGCCAGGUAAGCUUCCAGACAUCGAAAGGCAACUAUACCGUUAUUAACUUUGAUAGGGGGAAGAACACGUUUGUUAUAGAAGCAGCCGACAAAGAAUCUGCUGGUAAUUGUGAUGACAAAGGGCUGGUGACAGGAAUUUCUUGGUUCAACCAGUCAUCAUCUUUUAAGGUGAUAGACUGGUGUUUCAAUCCCAAAAAGAAUCUUACUUCGGCAGCUUUAAGUCGAAGGAACGAUUUAAUAUUGAUCAGUUGGAAUCCCCCAUUGGAGCCAAUUUGCACUACUUCAGAAAACUGCACAGAUUGGCCAAAUUCAACAUGCAAUGUAACAGAACAAGGAGAUAGGAGAUGCAUAUGCAAAUCUGAUUACAAAUGGGAUGGUUUGAUCUUGAAUUGUUCCUUGAGCUCAGACCAUGGAACACAAGGACCAUCUAUUGCGAAACGGCCCCCCUCACGGAAUCAGAGAGCUCUUUUAAUUUCCAUCUCUUUAAUUCUUGGAAUUAUAAUUUUGUGCUGCACUAGUUACAUAAUAUACCUGAACAAUAGAGUGGCAAGAACUAAAGAAUCCAGAAAAAUUGUUUUGGGGAAUCCUAUGGUACACUUGCCUCGUAGAGAAAUUAUCAAUGAAGAUUUGAUCACUGCAGAUGAAAAGAAACAGAUUGAUGUUCCAUUUUUCAGCUUGAAUAGCAUACUAGUAGCUACAGACUACUUUUCCAAUGCAACUAAGCUUGGGCAAGGUGGAUUUGGACCUGUUUAUAAGGGUAAGUUUCCUGAAGGUGCAGACUUGGCAGUGAAAAGGUUGUCAAGUCAUUCCGGACAAGGUGUUGAAGAAUUUAAAACUGAAGUAAUGUUAAUUGCCAAACUGCAGCACAGAAAUUUAGUUAGGCUUCUAGGCUAUUGUGUUGAGGCAAAUGAAAAGAUUUUGCUAUAUGAAUAUAUGUCCAACAAAAGCUUGGAUACAUUUAUAUUCGAUCAUAGAUUGUGCCGAUUAUUGGACUGGAGGACACGUUUCGACAUUGUAUUGGGUAUCGCUCGAGGGCUUCUUUAUCUUCACCAAGACUCAAGGCUAAGGAUUAUUCAUAGAGAUCUAAAGACAAGCAACAUAUUGUUAGAUGAAGAAAUGAAUGCCAAAAUUUCAGAUUUUGGGUUGGCAAGGAUUGUUGAAGGAAAAAGUACAGAAGCUAAUACAAACAGAGUUGUUGGAACUUAUGGCUAUAUGUCACCGGAGUAUGCAUUGGAGGGACUCUUUUCGAUCAAAUCCGAUGUAUUUGCCUUCGGAGUGGUAGUACUAGAAAUCAUCAGCGGAAUGAGAAACAUGAAUUUUUUCGAAGAUGUAAACCUCACUGGUUAUGUAUGGAGACUGUGGAUGAAAGACAAGGCAUUAGACAUGAUGGAUCAAACUAUUGUUGAUUCGUGCGAGGACAAGGAAGUGAUAAAGUGCAUAAAUGUGGCACUUCUAUGCUUGCAAGAAGAUCCAGGUGAUCGUCCCACAAUGUCAAAUGUAGUCCUUAUGCUUGGAGGCGAAAGCAUGACUCUUCCAAGACCAAAUCAACCACAUUUUAUCACAAGAAGAAAUGCUUCAAGUACAUCUUCUUCCUCUUCUAAGCACUACUGCACUUCCAACAAACAGUUGACGAUAACUCAUGAAGAAGAAGGCCGAUGACAUGUAGAUGUAAAUGCAUGACGAAUAAGUAAACAGUAUUUUAAGAGAUCAUAUACUCCAUACUUUUCUUUUGACUCAGUGUGAUUCUUCCAUUUAAACUUUUGGCGUGCAUAAUACAAAUUGUUUCUUCCCACUA